UCCUUCCCCAGCAGCUAAAGCGGAUCUAUACAGCGGCUCCCUUCCCAGGCGGCGUCCCGCGGGAUGCAGCGCCCCAAGCGCCUUGCCUGUGCGUCCUGCAGCUGAGCCCGACCAAUAAAGUUAUUGUUGAUGCUGCCCGGUUACAAGAUGGCGGCUCCCAUGGAGAGCGUGUGAAUCUCUCCUGCCUGCUUCGGGUUCCUGCUGCAAACGUUCCUGGGGAGAAAUGCCAGCCUCUUUAAGAAAACUACAGCAAAUGGCUAUUUAUCUGGGGCUGUUAAGUGGUGGGGGAUGUGCUGUGAUGUAUUAUCUUAUGCAAAAAAAUUUUGCCAGGACACAGUAUUAUCAGUUGGCUAUUGAGCAGCUCAAGAAUGACUCUGUAGCCUUGGAGGCACUGGGGGCUCCCCCUCUUAAAGUUCACAACAUCAGACUGACAGACAAGAGUAAUCGCGUUGACAUGGCCAGAGCACAGUUAAAGAUACCAGUAUCCGGAACAAAAUCAGCUGGAUAUCUCCAUACCAGUUCAGUAAGAGACCUCUCCCUUAACUGCUGGCGUCUCCGAGAUGUCACCUUGCAACUCAGGGAUGGUCAGAAUAUUCCAGUGUACCAUUCGUGUGUGGAGAGCACCAACGCACAGGAGGGGUGAAAACCAAAGACAGCUGCUUUGCACAUCCUGUCACUUGAGGAUCUAUUGAUUGGUUGCAUAUUACUUUGAAAUUGUCCAUUUGUGACAAUAUUGAAUGUACAGUUAAAUGGACAGUCUUACAGUCCAAUUAUUUCUCUAGCACUGAGCUCAGUGCUAAUAUUGUUAAUUUCAUUCUUUAUUUGUCUGUAUUGUAGAAACCCAAAAUAAAAGAUUUUACA
Messenger RNA from Gopherus flavomarginatus (Mexican gopher tortoise), 861 nucleotides. Its product is annotated as cytochrome c oxidase assembly factor 1 homolog. Gene Ontology annotation, cellular component: mitochondrial inner membrane. Bases 224 to 643 code for a protein of 139 amino acids. The record is from RefSeq and is a predicted model, not a curated record. Lineage: Eukaryota; Metazoa; Chordata; Testudines; Testudinidae. Gene Ontology annotation, biological process: mitochondrial respiratory chain complex I assembly; mitochondrial respiratory chain complex IV assembly. The transcript has 5 exons.